AUUCUAGUCACCGAGUAUGAUCAGACCCUCAAAAUGAACCCUUGUAGGAGGGGGGUGUUUUAGCUCAUCGGCGCCUCGCCAUACGAAAAGCACAACCCAGUGUUUCUUCCAAUGCACGAGCAACUAUGCUAUUGCAGACGCUGUUCUCGGGGGCAAAAACGACUUGAGGAGCUAUUGUUGGGCCCCUCUCUUCGCCCGGGGCUCGGACUUUCACUCAAGCAGCCGUUCUUCAGCGGGUUACUGGCACCCGUAAUCAGCAAGAAGUACCCGAUAACAGGCAGACGGGGUGGAGUUUCUGUGAACCUGUGGUCGAAGAGGGCGGAAAACUUGGGGUGGCAAUUUAGGGAUUAUAUUGACCAAUUAAUAAACUCCGAUACUUGGAAAAAUAAGAACCAGUAUUAUAGAGGUUGGAAGCCUGAACCGGUUGCAACCUCUGCCUUUUUUCCUCCGGCGAUGAGAUUUAGAGAUUCUGAAGAGCUGCCGGGGGCUGCGAGAAAUCCUAUGGGACUACUGUGGUCUGUGGUGGGCCCAAUUCUAAGAUUCUUACACUUCUUGAGUAUCCUCCUCCUAUUGGUAAGAUAAUUUAUCUAUCAUAAAGGUAUCUACCGGUACUCUGUGUUGCUCGUGUCAAA
Messenger RNA from Tuber melanosporum (Perigord truffle), 632 nucleotides. RefSeq lists its product as uncharacterized. The transcript has a single exon. NCBI's taxonomy places the organism in Eukaryota, Fungi, Ascomycota, Pezizomycetes, Pezizales, Tuberaceae. The record is from RefSeq and is a predicted model, not a curated record. The coding region runs from base 112 to 582 and encodes 156 amino acids.